UUCGGUUUCUGACGCUUUGAUCCGUCCAUAAAAUUUCCCAUGACUGCUUCUCUUAUCUGUUGAAAUUACAAAUUUAUGAAGUUCCCAGAAUCCGCGACCCGUUAUCCGUCUUUGAUGGGUAAGAAGGUAUGGGAAAUGAGGAUCCUAACAUUGUUUUUGUGGUGUAGGCUAACGUGCCCCGCCUCCGUUCCCGUUAGGGUUCCGAUGUGUCCCAAGAAUUCCGUUCUUGAAGCGGUCUUUGACUUUGGUGGCCCCUUUUGCUCCAUUAACUCUGAAUUUAACGAGUCUAUCGAUUUCGUUGGAGUCACCGAGGGAGAUGAGAUUUCAUUGCAAAGGGCGCUUGACAUGGUCCAGAGGAACAGCCAUGAAUUUGUAGCAGUUCUUUUCUAUGCAUCUUGGUGCCCUUUUUCAAGAUCUUUUAGGCCGAGCUUCACGAUCAUUUCAUCUUCCUAUCCUUCCAUUCCUCAUUUUGCUAUAAAAGAAUCAGCUGUCAGGCCCAGCAUACUCUCGAAGUAUGGAGUAUAUGGGUUUCCUACUCUUUUCCUUUUAAAUUCUAGGAUGCGCGUACAUUAUCAUGGAAACCGGUCUGUUGAAUCAGUCAGUGCUUUCUAUAAUGAUGUCACUGGCUUUAAGAACAAAUCUCCGGAUAGAACACUGCUGGACACAAUCCGACAUGAGAAGCACAAUAUCACUGAGCAGGAAAGCUGUUCAUUCUCCUGGGCAAGAUCUCCACAGAAUUUACUUCAACAAGAGACGUACUUGGCCUUAGCCACCGCUUUUGUUCUUUUAAGGUUGCUAUACCUGUUGUAUCCAACUUUACUAGUAUUCGCUCACUUCACUUGGAGACGGCUGAAUCGAAAGGUGAAGUUGGGGACCAUGUUGGAACAUCCGAUGGCUUAUCUGAAAAGAAAAUUUCAGUUCAUUUCCUUGAAAGAGCCCUGCAAGAGAAGCAACUUGCAAGGUGCAAUGAAUGCUAGAGCAUGGGCUUCUAAAUCCCUUGCUACCGUUGCAAUCGGUGAUGCUAAUUCUAGCUGGCCUUCGCCGAUGAAUGGAUCUAUCUGACCCUUUUAGCUGGUGUGGCUCGGGUGUUUCAGGUAUUCCUCCACAGCUUCUUUGGUGUUUAGCUUCGUGAAUUAUGUGAUUGAAUGUUUUGAUGCUUUAAUAGUUAAAUUUCAUUUGUUGAUAUUAUUUUAGAAUACAUUAUCUUCCUCCAUAAAUUUGUGGAUAUUUGAGUAGAGCAGGGUAUUACUAU
Hibiscus syriacus is the source of this 1252-nucleotide messenger RNA. Its product is annotated as 5'-adenylylsulfate reductase-like 4. NCBI's taxonomy places the organism in Eukaryota, Viridiplantae, Streptophyta, Magnoliopsida, Malvales, Malvaceae. The transcript has 5 exons. Bases 76 to 1062 code for a protein of 328 amino acids. The record is from RefSeq and is a predicted model, not a curated record.